AUGACAGACGAAGAACCCUCGCUGAAUAUUCCAUCGCUCCUCACCCUAGCAGUCGUAUCUUUCUUCGUCCUCCGAUGGUUCUUUAACCGGGACGACGCCCCCGCAGGAGGCGGCCGAGGUCGGGGCCGUGGGAAUGUCGUCGAUCCGGCGCAGGUAGAACAAAUCUCUCAGAUGUUCCCUCAGCUGAGCACGCGGGAUAUUAUGUGGGAUUUGCAGCGUAAUGGAGGAAGCGUCGCCGCGACAACAGAGCGGAUCUUGACUGGACUUGGGCUGGAAACUCCACCGCCUUCGUUCCAACCCCAGGUCGCAAUCCCCUCUGCCAACAUCCCCGCUGCGCAGACCACGUCGGCCGCGGCACCGAAAGCCGACGGACAGGAUUUGAUCUCCCGGUACAACCUGAGUGCAAAGGCAGCCAGCAAUGCCGAAACAGAACCACAACCGGCGACGCCAUCCAAGUCUGCCUGGUCUCAGAAUAAGGAAGAGCGCCAACGCCUGCUUCAAAAGCGCCGAGAUGAUAUGAUUCUUGCCGCGCGGAGGAAGAUGAUGCAGAAGAACGAGGGUGUCGCCCAAUGA
Messenger RNA from Penicillium canescens, 573 nucleotides. RefSeq lists its product as uncharacterized. Lineage: Eukaryota; Fungi; Ascomycota; Eurotiomycetes; Eurotiales; Aspergillaceae. The transcript has 2 exons. Gene Ontology annotation, molecular function: ubiquitin binding. Bases 1 to 573 code for a protein of 190 amino acids. The record is from RefSeq and is a predicted model, not a curated record.